CCAGGAAGUCCCGGUUUUACAGUAAUAGUUAUUUGUUAGGUUAAAAUCUAGUCUAGAGUCCAUGUGUGUUGUGAACGCUUUCGAUUGACGGGACAAUCUCUCCCUUUUUUUCUCAGUGUGCAAAGUGAAGUAAUUAGUUUGCUAUCUUGGGGAAUGACAAACUGAAGGAGAGUAAGAAGGAAAAAAAAAGGGAAAUUAAGCGACGGAUUAAGUCGGAUGGAUUUUUAUUUAGGCAUAAUCUAUUUAUAAGUCACCGCUACGAGGUGGGAAACACUGGAGUAGUUGUGAAUGGAAUUAAUUCUAACUAUAUAUUAGGAGGUGAACAUGUGUUGUGCUGUCGUGUGUUCUUAUGAUUAGAAAAGUAUUUCUUUUUUCAAUCAAGCCUGGAUAUAUAUAUGUGUGUGUGUGUGUUUCCUUUUCUAAGUGGAGUACAAAUCGCAGGUGCUGGAUAUUGUUACCUGCGUUCAGAUGUGAAUAUUCGUUUGAUACAUUGCCUAAGAUUGAUCAAUGUUUAAAUUCGGUCUAAUUACUUGAAUUUGGUAACUAUUAUGUUAAGGAAAUUAUUCCUAUUCAAACACCGUGUGACAAAAGCUGAAAUCUAAUUUGGAUAUUGUGAAUCAUGUGACCGCUAUCAUGAGUUUUACGCACAGGGCAAAGAAGAAACUAAUCGGCUCUUUCUCCAAGAGGAAAAAAUUCAAAUUAACCUCCCUUGACAAGAAAAGCGAGAAGUUUCCUCCCCCUGUGCCCAAGUCACGUCCACCCUUGCCGAAUUUCUCCCAGCAUGCCUAUGAGGAGAAAGGCAAACUGCAGCCAGCGAAGUCUCUUCCUGAAUUGUGGGACGAGACUUUCCGUCAAGAACUGUCAGUGCCAGCUCCUCUCUCGGCGUCUUCCGCUUCUUUAAGCUACUCCCUUGACAGCGUUGGGUUCACACAGAGUGUCAAUAAAGGAUUCGACCCCAUGGCACCCAUUGAUGAGACUCGAGCUCGGUCCGCAAGCCUUGGAGAUGUACAGUUUCAAUCUGGGCUUUCGUUACGAACAUUAAGUCAGAAUGAACGCGUCUUUCCCUACGGAGAUGCUCAUUUACCUCUUAAAGACAUUGCAAACUCUCUAGAUCAAAAGCAGAGGGAGAUGUCUUUAAUUCCGAUUCACUGUCAUAGUAGAAGCUCGAUUGAAUCAGAGUUCGCAAGGGAGCAUCUACUGGAAACAAGCCUUAGAAAUUUCGUUGCAGGAAAAACCUCCAAGUUAAAGAAAAUCUUUAGGUCUAGGAGUUUUUCCUCGCCCAGUCAAGUUUUCGGAAAUUCCCUGAGCAGCCCGACCUCGGAUUAUUCUGCGACAAGCUCUAAUGGCUUCUCAAGCUGUUCUAGCAUACCUGAGGUCAUCAGCACUGGGCACAAUGGCGCAGAUUUAUCCCCUGACAACGCUGAGAAUACUGACCUUGAAAACGUCUUUGAAGAUGCCUUUAACGGUUCUUGUUUGAGUGCUAAGGACGAUUGUAGUGGGAAAUUAACCCCUGAAGAAGAAACAUAUCAAGCAGCUUUGCGCAUUAGUCCUUGUUUUGAUGACAACUUGGAGAACCCUUCCGAGCAUUCCGACAGCGUAGCUGUUAUUAUACCAAGAAUGGAUAACUCGGUUUUGAAGAAAAUUCAUUAUUUCGAAACCAUUGGAGAUUUCGAACGGCCAUACCUGGAGAGAGAAUCGUAUGUAACUAAUAACAGACAUAAUAUCAGUCCGGAGCUCGAUACAGCGAACGUUGCGUUUCAGAAAGCCAACUCUUCCAAUGACAAGCAAAUCAGGCCCAAAGAUUUGCCUCAUUUGACAACUUCAGCAUCAGUCAGGCACCAGAAGACAAUGUUCAGGAGUGCUUCUUCUCUCAGCGUUUUCUCUCGGGUUUUUCCAGAUCUCAGUUCGGGAACCCCGAGACUUAAUUUUAACAAAUUCAAACGGUCGCAGUCUAUACCUGAGACAAGUGUGCUGUGUAGCUGUGGGCGAGGCUGUGAGACUCGCUGCAGUUUAAUGGAUGAAGAGGUCGAUAACACGCAGGAUAUCUUUAUGGAUGCUGCUGACGAAUUUGUUGAUGGUGACUCUAGUCUUAAGGUGUGCCACCACCCGCAAUGUAUGGAAGACAACCUUGAGCGUCCAUUGCAGCUGUGCCGUACCUGUGAUAUCACCAUCCAUAAGCAACCGGAGUUUAGUGGUCACUUGGUUCUGGACACUGGGAAAAAACGUGGUCAAGCGGUCAAGCAGCCCGUGAUUAACGCAGAAAAUGACAGCGAGGAUAGCGACCCGAUGGACACCCAGACGUCAGUGUCGGACGACCAGGUGGACGGUCUCUAUGUCAAGUAUACUUCAAAGUAUAGAAACAGAUCCCCAAGUGAAGUGGAGAAAAAAUUACAAAGACGGAAGGCCUUGAGGAAGAAAAACUCAAACGAUGGUCUGGAUGCUGCUUUGGCCCAGAUAGCUGACCCGGAAAACUUCGACUCACCAACACUUAGCCGGAUGGACUCAGCACCGGAUCUCAGGUCCAGCAGAGAUCAUAUAAGCCGAAGAGAUUCUAGUCAAAGCGACUGGAGCUAUAGUGGCGUCCAUGUGGAACCACUGGACAGUCCAUCCGAUACUUUCACUAUUGGGGGUAGCUCAGCGAGGUCGAGAGUGCGUAGACAGAACAGAGUAACAGGAAGUGACUAUAUCACACUCAUGUUCGGCAAGGGAAGUGACUCCAAGGAAGAUUCCGAGGUUGUCUCUGCUGUAGAGAGCUUGACAUUAAGAGAAACCAUUGCCCCUCUACUGGAACGAAGAAAUCUUGACCUCUACGGCGUCAAUGUCUUCUUAGAAAAGUCUAAGACCCCGUUACCAAUGGACUGUGAUAUAUUCCACCUGAAGGGAACAACACUGGAGAUCAAAGAAAAAGAUGACAAGGAAGUUGAACAGCCGAAUCCGAACAAGAAGUCCAGCUCCACCAAGUCUUCCUCUGGGAAAAACAAUAAGCAAUCUGGGCGCAACUCCCGCAGGGACUCGGUGGGAGUGGUGCCGGUCCUGCUUGAGCCCCCUCCUAACAAGCAGCGGAGGGGCUCCUUGCAGCUACCUUUUAGGGAGCACUUUUUUAACAAGGGUGACUCAAAAAGCACUGAGGGCCUCAAGGUGUACGACGACAACUUUGGCAGUCUCAGAGGCAGGGAUAAAUAUAACAAGCUCUCCAUCGACGACACUUUCUACCCGCCGACCAGUCCGUCUGGAACAUGGACCGAGGCCAAAAAGAACAAGUCUCAGAAGCUGUCGGUGGUCAAUUUGUUUACUACGACUGGAAAUAAGGACCGUGAGAGACAGGACCAACUCACUGAGAUCCUCAACCGCUUCAGCACCAAUGGGUUGCCGCCUCUGCCAGAUCUGCUCACGCUUGACCGACCUCACUUUGACGAGAGUAUGUUCAUCAUGGAGCUGAACUGGCGUCUGCUGGUGGAUGGUGAUGAGAGUCUGACCAAAAAGCAGCAGGAGCAUCAGGAAGCCAUCUGGGAACUGUUGCAAACUGAAGUGUAUUACAUCAAACAAAUACGGGUUAUUAUUGAUGUCUUUCGAAACUGCCUCAUCAACAUUCAGAAUGAAGGUUUUCUUAAUGAUGUUGAAACAGACAGGUUGUUUAGCAACAUUGACAAGAUUUAUGAAUGCAACUGUACAUUUUGGCAAAAAUAUCUCCUUCCAGUGUUGAUAAUGUCCAGAGAGUACAAGAAGCCUCUGGACCCUUUGAUAUGCAAAAGUGGAUUUGUAGAACAUUUUCCUCAACUGUUUGAAGUGUAUUUUAAAUAUGUCAUUGAGCACAAAGCAUGUUUGGAUUAUGCAAAAUCUUGUAUGGAAAACAGUGAUCUAUUUAAAACAUUUAUUUUGUGGGCUGAGGCUCAGAAACAGUGUAACCGUCUCAAAAUGGCAGACAUACUAGUGAAGCCCAUGCAAAGAUUAGUAAAGUAUUCACUAUUAUUACAAGCCAUUUUCAAACACACAGAGAAUGAAAUUGAAAGAGCUGAUCUGAAAGAAAUGAUUCAAUCGGUCGACAAAGUCUGCUCAGCUGCCAACAACAGCUUACAAAGGCGAGAAGAGUAUGAAAAACUGGAAGCUGUCAAGAAUAUCAUUGAUAACUCAGAUGCAAUCGAAGCACCAACAGAUGAAUGUGCAAAAAUUAUACAGGAAUACAGUAACAACUUCAGCCUGUUGGCCCCUAUAACUGGCUUUAGGGAGAGUGUCCACAGAAGUCUUUUGUUUCAGGCAAGCUUGAAAAUGAGAGAAGCUCAAAAUACUAAGACUGAUGUUGAAUGUUUCCUGUUUACUGACCUUAUUCUCAUAUGCAAGUCCAAGAAAAGUGACAAAUAUAAAAUUAUCAAACCUCCAAUGAGGCUGGAUCAGUUAGUGGUCAGUGACCUGAAAGAAAAAAAUAGUUUUUUAUUGAUUUACAUGAAUGAGUACAGAGUCCCUAUAUCUGCCUUCACAUUUCAAAAUGACCCUGGAGCUAUUAGACUUUGGUUGGAGAAAUUUCGAGAAGCUCAAAAAGAAUUCAAAAACAGAAAACUGCAUGAAUCAUUGAUUUUGCCUAGGAAAAUUGUAGAUAGCCCUUCAGCCCCUGAAGAUUCAGAGUCAACAGUUUUAACUACUGUGCCGUCUGAUCAAAGCAUUAUAUCCUAUCCUCGCACUGAAAGUGUAGAGUCUGCGGACCAAUUCUUACCAACUUUAACAACCCCCGGUGAUUUGCCUACAGAGCUUGGACAUUCGAGCUCCACUGGUGAUAUAGAAUCUCGUUCAAGCCGAUUAAGUCAGAAAGAGCUCCUUCAUAUCAACACAGACCCCAAAAUGUCUUCAAAUUCAGACUUUUGUCUUUCCGACUUGCACCCUGAUGGUGCUGGUGGCAAUCAGAGUGUUAAACAUAAGCAGGUUACUACCUGUAGAUCUGUUCCAAACAUAAAUGUGGCUCAUAACUCUUCUGAUUCCAAAUCACAGAAAAACAUUAAUGAUAGUGGAAUCUUUAAUGACAGUGAAAUAGUAAAUUCUUUACCUGGAUCUGUGGAUUAUAAUUCAGUAGGUCAGAUCUCUGGAUCUGAUCAGUACUUUGUUGAUGAGGAUUUAUCUAAACAGAGACUCAAUGCUCGUCGAGUGUCACGUUCAGAAAAACGCUAUCACACAGCAGAUUCUAUUCAGGAAAUUAAAAACUUGGAAAAAGACUCCACAAUUCAUAAACGUCUUUCAUGGAGAACAGAUGUAGAUCAAAGUAAAAAUAUUAGCUCCAAAGUGUUGAGUACUGACUCUAUGAGAAGUUUUCCAUCUUCCAGUGGUGUAAGCUCCACAGCGUCACUCCAUCUGAACAUGGAGAGUGAUAUUACUGAGGAAGUGGAGGGUAGUUUCAGCUCCAGCGGUAGCUCCACACAAGUACAUAAAAUAUUUUCAGUGGGUGGUGCAGAUGACAUGGACAAUGGUGAGGAUGACCUUGCUGACAAUGUAUCCAAUUUAGAAGCUUCGCACCCUAAAUCCAGGUCAAUGUCUGACCUAAUUACUAAGGUCAACUCUCUGCAUGUGAUUGAACUGAAAGAUGGGAUCGCUUCAGUGGCAGUUGAAAGCAGUCAGAUAAAGUUAACGCCAGCAGACAUUAUAAAGUUUAAGAAACUUAAACAUCAGGUGCUAGAAGAUGCAAACAUCGAGUCAUCAGAGGUGUAAUGAUUGAGUCACUGUUGAACAACGUCAGCCAUAUUCCUGCCUUGUUCUUGUCAAAUCUGCACAAACCAAGCAAUGAAACUUUUUUUUGUCUGGAAUUGAUGAUUUUUUUUAAUGAAAUCUUAAAUGUUGGGAACAUUGUCAUCUCAAAGUAUCAAGUUAGCAUUAAUUAAUCUUAUUUAAAGCCUUGGUUUUUUUAAAAUCUUUUUUUAUCUAUUUAUUUAAAAUGUAGAAAAAUAAUUCAGAAAUGAUCUGCUAAUCAAUAAUUGAAGGACAAAUUAUGCAAUCUGUCAGUGAAAUAUCAUAGAAUUUAUUUUCUCUUUGUUUUGUAAUAAUCUCUCUAUAUUUUUUUUAUACAUGUAAAUAUUAGCCAAAUAAAGGCUAUGUGAUACAUUCAUACUUGUAUGUACAAGAAAUAUGAAAAUUAUUAUUGCUUUCUUUAUCACCAUAAAAUCCUAGUUAUUUAUGCAAUUAUUUUGUUCUUGUAAUAUAACCAAAAAUGUUCCUGUUUUAAAUUCAUGAAACAAAACAUCUUUUUAGUGCUGCUAUUAAUUCAUAAUCACCUUAUUUAUUUUUAUUUUCAUUUGCUGCCAUACCAAACUGCUGUCAGAAGAAUAAAGCUUGUGUAUGUCUAGUAUUUUAUUGUUCUGUAUUAUGGAGUGUAUCUUAGUUCAAACAUUUUUUUUUUAAUUAGUACAUUGAACAUUUGUUUCAUCAAUAGAAAUUAAAUUAUAAACAUUUUUAGCAUAUCUGUCAUGAAUUGAGGCCUUACCAUGGUAAAACAGUGGCUAAUUACUUCACUUUUGUUUGCAGAAUAUAUUGUUAUUAAAACAAAUGUGGAUGCUAUAAAUUUUUUAUUUUUAAAACAGUAAUAAAUGGAAAUCUGAAAAAAAAAAUGCAAUAUGUUAUAUAUUUGUAGUGCUGUUUUUAAAUCAUAAUAAAAUAUCUGGCUUAUUUUGAGCUCAUUUGGCUGUACUAAAAUAAUUUUUCCUUCAUUCAAUUGUGAAAAAGAACAUUUUGGCUUUAAAGGCCUUUUCUAUUUUAAAGCUACUAUAAUUUACAUUUAUUCACUGUUUAAUCCCAUUUCAACAAAGUGACAUUUUUCCUACCAAAGCUUACAUAUCAAAAUAUUGCUAAUAUUACUGAAAUAGAAUGAUGUUCUAUGGCAACUUAUGUUUUCUGCAAAGGUCCUGUAGUCUAUAGCUAAUUGUCCAAAAAGAAAAUAAUGACUCAAAUAUAUAAUUUCAUUAAAAGCUGAUUGUUUUUGCUGUUUGAUUUUCAGGAUGUCAUCACUAUGCCAUGAGGCGAGUAUCUCUGCAAAUUAGGCUACAUCAUAAUCUUUAUUUCUAUAGAAAAUAUCAUAAACUUAUAAUGAGUUUUAACAAAAUGAAAAUAAAACUUAAAUUUGAGCUGCUAAGAAAAUUAAAGCAAACAAAAGAAAUGUUUGAUAAUGGGUAAAAAUAUUAUAAAAUUCUGUUCCAUUUUUGUUUUUGAAAAUAUGUUUUUUUAAUUUCUAACUAGAAUAUUAUUAUUUUUUUUUGUUGAAAUAACUUUCUGUAAUAUGUAUGAAACUCAUUUCAAUAUGUUUUCAUUCUUUUUACACUCUGACUUAGAAAUGUAUUCUCAAAGAAAUGUAUGCUCAGUUUCACAAUUAAUAAUUAAGGCAACAGUAUUUUUUGUUUGUUGUCCAUUUGUUGUUAAAAUCCAAAAAAAAAAGAAUCUUUACCCUGUCUGAAAUGAUUUCUCUGAAAGUCUAAAACAUAUCCAGUUAGUUAUGCAGGAUAACUGACAUUGCUCUCAUGGUGCUAUUAUAGAUUUCUUUUAAAUGUAAUCUCUAGUACCUCGGUUCUUCUGUUCAUUUAUGUAUAGACUCUCCAAAAGACAAGAAUGAUUUUUUUUUUUCUACACUUGGAAGUUAUCAUUUUGUGAGCACAUCCCACAUGGUUGUAUUUACAUCCCUCCAUCUCUCUGCCUCCACCUCUGCAUACAUCUCUCCCCCCCCCCCCACCCAUCUCUGCCUCCUUCAUCUAGUAACAUUUAAUUUUGGCCUCAUUGCAGUAGUAGGCCUACAGAUCAUUUUUUUUUAUUACUACUAAGCUCAAAUGUCUUCCAUGACUUUUUUUUUUCUACUUUUGUGAACCUUCAAGUAAGAUUUGAUUCUCUAUAGCAUUUACUGGGCUUCACCCCCAUGUCUGAAAUUUUAUUUUAAAAUAAUAGUGAGAGAAAGAAAAAAAAGAACAACUAUUUUCCUUGUUAUCAUACAGAAAAAGAGAAAAAUUCAUAGUUAACUUGUAGGCCUGUUGUUGUAUUUCUUUUCAUAAUGCAUUGAUAAAAUUUAUUAGUUACUUAUGGGCAAAGAGGCAAGAAGAAAGUAGAUCUGAAAUAUAAAAGCCCAAUCCUUAAGUAAAUCAGGACAGACAAGAAAAAUAUUCAAUGCCUUGAAGUAUACUUUGUACAAGAAAACAUAAAACCCUUUGAACAAAAGUUUAAGUCUAAAAUUGUUUCCAAAUAUAGAUCUACAAGAAAUAGAUGUUAAAAUUGUAUUAAAUAAUAUUUGAAAUUGUACUAAAAAUAUUUAAAACUCCAUUGAAAAUAUAUGCACAAAACAGAAGUCAUUUCCUUUCAAGGGUCCAUGCCUUAGAGUUGGAAUGUGUGGUCGAGAGGCUAAGUAUGCUUGAACUUGGCUAUUUAUGAAGGGGGCUUGAGGUUCGACACCCAACUUGAGCAGAGUUGUGUUUACUUAGCGCCUGAAGGCAACACAGAAAACCUUCUCCCAGAUACCCCCUCCCCUCACUGAUUCACAAAUGAGAUUAGACCAUAGCGCUCUGAGCAUGCUACAAGCAUGAAAUUAGCACUAUAUAAAAACUAUAAUUUUAUUUAUUACACAAAGAGAAAGAUAGUUAAAUAUUAAUUUGAAACAACAAUUUCUUUGGCCCAAUGAAAGAAAAUGUUUCUUCUUUCCUUGUAAUUUUUUAAAAUAAAAUUUGAAAAUUUGAGUUCAAUGAAAAACAAAACACAUCAUUUUUAGUUCAGAGUUAAAUUUUCAGCUCAUGAUUUCUUGUGUUGUCCUGUGUGUCUUAGAUGAUAGUAUCUCUAAAUUAUAGCCAGUAUUAUUUCUGUUAUUAGUAAUGUGGAUGGAUGAAGCACCUUGACUUUAGCAUUUAGCACCUUAAGCCAGUGUAGACUUUAACAUUAUUCAACAAGAAAUACAUAGCCUAGAAAUCAUUGCCAAAAGAUUACUCAAGGGUAAAGUGUCUUGUUAAAAUAAUUUUGUUAGUAAAUUACAAUCUGAGACUAUUUAAAAUAAAAGACUUAAAAAAUGCCUACAUGAAAUCAAGGCCUAGAAAUAAACUUUCACUAUCGGUAUUAAUAUUUUACUAUUUGGAAAAAAAAUCUUUUUUUUUUCAAUAUUUAUGAAGAGAAAUUAUAGUUAGUGUGAUGAUUUGUUUUGAUAGACAUGCCAAAUCCGCUUACUGAUCCUUUUUUUCUUUUUUUGUCUUUUCUGAAUAUGUAUAAUUAUAUGUUUGAUUUUUAAAAAAAAGAUAGAAUAUUUACUUACAAAUAUGCAUAUAGAAAAUUUUAAUUUCUUUUUUAAUUUAAUGGUCUAGCCACCGUUUUAGUUCACCUGUUGGUUUAUUGUGAUAUUGUAGUAAUAAUUGAGGAUAGGUUGGUUAUAGAUUCAUUUAGAUCUAGUCUUUUUAUCUCCCCUUUCUCCUUAUCGCUUUUAUCUCGUCAUGAUCAGUAGCAUUUUGAAUUUGUUUUUCUAACAGUUCACUGCACGCCACAGAAGCUUCAAUAGCUACCCAUAUUUUUAUUUAUUUAUUAUUUGGUUAUGUGUAUUGUAACUUUUGUUGCUGUUGUUAUUUUUCAGUUGUUUUUUUUUCUUGUUGUUUGUUUUUUUUUCAACUGUUGUACAUUGUUAUUUUAUUACUAUUGCAACUGACAGUGUGUAUAACUUUACAGAGACAACUAUGGCAACAUUUGCAGAAAUAAAUAAUUUAGAAACAUGCAA
Molecule: messenger RNA, 9700 nt
Organism: Biomphalaria glabrata
Lineage: Eukaryota; Metazoa; Mollusca; Gastropoda; Planorbidae
Product: pleckstrin homology domain-containing family G member 5-like
Exons: 23
Coding region: 634-5691 (1685 amino acids)
Biological process (GO): Rho protein signal transduction; endothelial cell migration
Cellular component (GO): plasma membrane; endocytic vesicle; axon
Molecular function (GO): guanyl-nucleotide exchange factor activity
Source: RefSeq, a predicted model, not a curated record